AGCCAAUUGCCUUCUCGAGAAGCGGCCUUCGCCCGAGAAGUGUGUCCUUCGCGCUCUGCCGUCCCUUUCCCGGAAGUGGCCUCCCGUUCGGUCGCUGAGGAGACUCCCGAGGCGGCGGGAUGGAGCCCUGGGUCCGGUUCAGCGCCCAGAGCCAGGCCAAGGAGCGCGCCCUCAGGGCUGCCCAGUAUGCCUGCACUUUGCUUGGCUACACCCUCCGAAAGAAUGGGGCCAGCCCCGGCUUCCUGGCGAGCGUCACGCAGCUCGAGGCCCACCUCAGCCUCGGCCGCAAACUCUUCCGCCUGGGGAACUCGGCCGAGGCGCUGGAGGCGGCCAAGAGGGCCAUCCACCUCUCGGACGUGGUCCUGCGCUUCUGCAUCACGGUCGGCCACCUCAACCGGGCCAUGUACUUCGCCUGCGACAACAUCCUCUGGGCCGGGCGGGCCGGCCUCGUCCCCCACAUGGACCAGGAGAAGUGGAGCCAGCGCUCCUUCCGGUACUACCUCUUUGCGCUGAUCCUGAACCUGAGCCGGGACGCCUAUGAGGUCCGGCUGCUGAUGGAGCGCGAGGUCAACGGCCGGCCUUCCCAGAAGACGGCGGCCUCCUCCGUGGCGUCCGGGGGCCACGCCAGCGAGGUCCCCGCGGGGGGGCGGUCCCCCGGCCUGCAGCGCCUGGCCCUGCGCGUCCGGCUGCAGCUGCGCCUCCUCUCCCGCAUCCUGCGCAACAACCCCCCGCUGCUGCUGGACCUGGCCAAGAACGCCUGCGACCUCUUCAUCCCGCUGGACAAGCUGGGCCUCUACAAGACCGGGCCGGGCUUCGUGGGCCUCUGCGGCCUGGCCUCCUCCGUCCUCUCCAUCCUGGCCAUCCUCCACCCCUGGCUCAAGCUCAAGCCCUGAGCGCCGCCCGCCCCGGGGACUCUAGGACCGCUUGGGCCUUCUCAACAAGGACCUUGACCCUCGGGGGCCGCCGUAGUCGACCUUACGAUUCAGAUCAGAUUUGGGGUGAUCCGUUCCUUGGAUGUCUUUCUUUGACCCCCAAUGGCUCACAAGUGACCUCUGGAUAUCAAUAUUUGGGACGAUCUGCUCAUUGGAAUGAAGGCCGUCUUCAAGUUUGACCCCAAUGGCUCAUGGAUGACCCCCAGGUGACCUCUGGGUAUCAACAUUUGGGACGAUCCAUUCAUUGGAUAUCUUUCUUUGACCCCCAAUGGCUCACAAAUGGCCCGAAGUGACCUCUGGGUGGGACGAUCCACUCAUUGGAAUGAAGGCUGCCUUUGAGUUUGACCCCAACGGCUCAUAGAUGACCCCAAGUGACCUCUAGAUAUCGAUAUUUGGGACAAUCUGUUAAUUAGAAUGAAGGCUGUCUUUGGGUUUGACCCCAAUGGUUCAUGGAUGACCCCAAGUGACCUCUAGGUAUCAAUAUUUGGGACGAUCCAUUCAUUGGAUGUCUUUCUUUGACCCCAAUGGCUCACAAAUGACCUGAAGUGACCUCUGGGUAUCAAUAUUUGGGACAAUCCACUAAUUGUAAUGAAGGCUGUCUUCGAGUUUGACCCCAAUGGUUAAUGGAUGACCCCAAGUGACCUCUAGAUAUCAAUAUUUGGGGUAAUACAGUCAUUGGAAUGAAUGAGGUCUUUGAGUUCGACACGAUUGGCUCAUGGAUGACCCCAAGUGACCUCUAGGUAUCAAUAUUUGGGAUGAGCCAUUCAUUGGAUGUCUUUCUUUGACCCUAAUGACUCACGAAUGACCCAAAGUGACCCCUGGGUAUCAAUAUUUGGGACAAUCCAUUCAUUGGAAAGAAGGCUGCCUUUGAGUUUGAACCCAAUGGCUCACGGAUGACCCCCAAGUGACCUCUAGGUAUCAAUACUUGGGACGAUCCAUUCAUUGGAUGACUUUCCUUGACCCCAAUGGCUCGCGAAUGACCCAAACUGACCUCUGGGUAUCAAUAUUUGGGACGAUCCACUCAUUGGAAUGAAGGCUGCCUUUGAGUUUGACCCCAACGGCUCAUGGAUGACCCCAAGUGACCUCUGGGUGUCAAUAUUUGGGAUGAACCAUUCAUUGCCUUUGAGUUUGUCCCCAAUGGUUAAUGGAUGACCCCAAGUGACCUCUAGAUAUCAAUAUUUGGGGUAAUACAGUCAUUGGAAUGAAUGAGGUCUUUGAGUUCGACACCAGUGGCUCAUGGAUGACCCCAAGUGACCUCUGGGUAUCAGUAUUUGGGAUGAACCAUUCAUUGGAAUGAAGGCUGUCUUUGAGUUUGACCCCAAUGGUUCACGAAUGAUCCCAAAGUGACCUCUGGGUAUCAAUAUUUGGGGCGAUCCACUCAUUGGAAUGAAUGAUGUCUUUGAGUUUGACCCCAAUGGCUCAUGGAAGACCCCCAAGUGACCUCUAGAUAUCAAUAUUUGGGACGAUCCAUUCAUUGGAUGACUUUCCUUGACCCCAAUGGCUCGCGAAUGACCCAAACUGACCUCUAGGUAUCAAUAUUUGGGACAAUCCACUCAUUGGAAUGAAUGAUGUCUUUGAGUUUGACCCCAAUGGCUCACGGAUGACCCCCAAGUGACUUCUGGGUAUCAAUAUUUGGGGUAAUACAGUCAUUGGAAUCAAUGAUGCCUUUGAGUUCAACCCCAAUGGCUCAUGGAUGACCCCCAAGUGACCUCUGGGUAUCAAUAUUUGGGAUGAACCAUUCAUUGGAAUGAGU
Anolis sagrei ordinatus is the source of this 2685-nucleotide messenger RNA. RefSeq names its product peroxisomal biogenesis factor 11 beta (gene PEX11B). The record is from RefSeq and is a predicted model, not a curated record. Lineage: Eukaryota; Metazoa; Chordata; Lepidosauria; Squamata; Anolidae. Gene Ontology annotation, biological process: peroxisome fission. Gene Ontology annotation, cellular component: peroxisomal membrane.